CAACCACGAAGCAGCAAAUCUUUCAGAAAGUGCGGCGGCCUUUGGACAUUUCCAAUGGCGAUCAUUUUCCGAACAGUAUGUGCAAUUCUGACCGUGCCUUUUGCGAUAUUGCAGUCAGCUCAGCGGUCACUUACAGUAAAUAAUCUCCAUCGUAGCCGCAAGAUCAGCACCUUUUUUUCUGGAUAUUUGUUGUAUAUAGCUAUUGUGAUUUUGUCCAGGUCCUUCUUUUAUUCCAGUCCGGAAAAGGUCAAGUAUGUACAGGACAAGGUGGCCUUGCCUUUGCCGCAUAGGCUGCUGACCUUCGUGAGCCAGUUUGCGCACCUCACUGUUGUGUCACAUGAGAUGACCAGUGGUUACUUUGCGUGGGCUGUCUUGAAUGAGUACGGAGUGCUGAAGGCAUCCGGCUCCUGGCUGGAGUUGCCCCGGCCCUUAGCAUUUUCCUGCCGGUUUUGUAUUGCAGGGAUUGGAUCUGAAAGGUAUUUUGUGGUUGCAACGUCAGUGGCUCUUUUCGUGGCCAUAGUCUUUUGGGGAAGUGCUCUUGUCGAUCCGGCACUCAUGGCUCCAGUAGAUGUAAUUCUGCCAGCUCAUUAUCAGCUCACCCCUGACUUCAAGCAGCACCUACUUUUUGGAGCGAUGUUUGGGCCAACAGACCCCGAACCUGCUUGCAGCUGGCAGACACCUUUCAGGCUUUUCAUGCAGUAUGUCCAUACGCUCUGCCCACUUUUGAUGGUUGCUGAUAUGAUGGUGGCAGAGCAUCCACUGGGACAGGCUGACAUGGAGAUCAAUGCUACGCUGUGCUUUGCUUUAGGCUACCUAGCUUGGAACUUCUUUUGCUGGUGGCUUCUGCAGACUCCUCCGUAUCCUUUGCAGAAACGCUUCUUUGAACUUGGGGUACCAUGGGCCCUGUUCGCCUACUCAGUUCUCAGCAUUUUUGCAAUGUCCCUGUGUAUAUACAUUCGGUGGGUCCGUGCCGUCGGAGGAAUAUUUGGUGGAGCUCUUUCAGUGGCCUUGGUCUGCUGGGCCAGCACUGGACUGCAGCCCUGGAGAGGAGAGCUUGCACGUAUCCAGGGGCUAGAUCCUGAGGUCCUUAUGCAAGGGUGGCAAUCAGGAGGCCGCAGUGCCUUCUUGACAAAAGAAGCUGAGAUUAAAUUCAUAUCCCAGAGCAAAGCCUCGUAGGAGUUUGAUGGUCGCAUCGCAGCUAGAACCUGCUGCCAUGUGGAAUGGGCUUGUGGAAUCCGCCACAUCUCCAAAACUGUGAGUCAAAGGAAUUUGUGCAGCAAUGCCUCGAGUUGUUUUGCACCUACCUUACGAAGAUAGCCCUCGGACUCGUUUAGCUCUGUGAAUUGGG
Durusdinium trenchii is the source of this 1348-nucleotide messenger RNA. The record is from the annotation of a GenBank genome assembly. NCBI's taxonomy places the organism in Eukaryota, Dinophyceae, Suessiales, Symbiodiniaceae.